This is a messenger RNA of Scheffersomyces stipitis CBS 6054, 1050 nucleotides long. RefSeq names its product Rpd3L histone deacetylase complex subunit (gene DEP1). Gene Ontology annotation, molecular function: histone deacetylase binding. The transcript has a single exon. The record is from RefSeq and is a predicted model, not a curated record. Lineage: Eukaryota; Fungi; Ascomycota; Pichiomycetes; Serinales; Debaryomycetaceae. The annotation marks the transcript as partial. Gene Ontology annotation, cellular component: Sin3-type complex. Gene Ontology annotation, biological process: negative regulation of transcription by RNA polymerase II.
GACCAACAAGGGGAUACAAAUAAAGAAGAACAAAAAGACUUCAAAGAAGAAGAACACGAGGAAGAAGAAACUACAAAAAUCACUAUAGAAAUCACCAAGUCUGAGCAUGAGGAAAGUCACAAAGAAGAUGAUAUAGAAGAUUCUGAAGAGAAAUUCAGUGAAGAAAGAGAAAGCGAUACAAAAGCUGAAGAUGACGAUGAGGAAGGUGAAAAUAAAGAAAAUGGCGAAGAAGACGAUGAGGAAGUUGGAAACACCAAAGAUGAUAUUGAAGGUGAAUUUGAAGAUGUGGAUCUUAACGAGCAGAGGAAGUUGGCUAUUGAAGAGUUGAUCUCUAUCGAGUCUGCCUUCGCCGAAUUGCGUGACAAGUUGUACCAGGACAAAUUGAAUCUUUUGGAACAUGAGUUGCAACUUUGUUUAGAAGGGUCACAUCCGGAGUUAUCCAAGAUCUACUACAAGGUCAAUUCAUUUUAUCAGGACCAUUUGAAGCUUGCUAACUCCAAUUUGGCGUACAAAUUGAAGUGUAUUGACAAGGAAACGAUAGCUACGCGUACUUCUAUUCAUCAGGAUUUCUUGAAGAAUCUCAUGGAAGCCAAAAACAGCAUGAUCACUAGCACCACCUCACUUUGGUACAAGAUCAACAAGGAACGAAACCAGAUUGAUCAAUUGGUGCCAGACUAUAAUUUCUCUGCAACUCCUAUGAUCCCCAAUGUGACUGUGGGGCCCGUGGACGACUCGGCUGUUAUUAAUGGAGGCUUUUCCUACACUAACCUUGGAACCAACGGCUCGGUAGACUAUGUUGAAGUAGAUACAGCCCCUCUCACGAAGAAGGCCAUGAAACAGAACAUGUUAAUUGAGUUGGUCCAGCAAAGAAACAGCAUCAACAGCCAGUUGGGUGUUCUCAAUGGGUUGAUAGAGUUCCAUGGGUUUCCUUCUGCAAUCAUAUCGUCGUUGUCGGAGUCGGACGAGACUGUAGGUGAAGAGUUGUUAUUGAAGAAGGCGACAGAGGAGGAGGUGAACGAAGACUUGAAGGCUAUGGGAAUUUCGAUAUGA